AUUAGUUUCAGUUUUGCUUCUCUUUCAGGAGCCCUGCAGUAGCGGAGUCCAGACCCCAGCCCCCUUGCAGUCCUGAAGGCCAAGGUCAUCUCUGGCUAGGAUGGUUUCCCAGGGCUCCUCACCCUCCCUGCUGGAGGCCCUAAGCAGUGACUUCCUGGCCUGUAAGAUCUGUCUGGAGCAGCUGCAGAUGCCCAAGACGCUGCCCUGCCUGCACACCUACUGCCAGGACUGCCUGGCCCAGCUGGUUGAGGGCGGCCACGUCCGCUGCCCUGAAUGCCGAGAGACUGUGCCUGUGCCACCCACAGGUGUGGCUGCCUUCAAAACCAACUUCUUCGUCAAUGGGCUACUGGACCUGGUGAAGGCCCGGGGCUCUGGAGACCUGCGUAUGGGGAAGCCAGCCUGUGCCCUGUGUCCCCUGGUGGGGGGCACCAGUGCCGGGGGGCCAGCCACAGCCCGGUGCCUAGACUGUGCUGAUGACCUGUGCCAGGCUUGUGCCGACGGCCACCGCUGCACCCGCCAGACCCACACCCACCGGGUAGUGGACUUGGUGGGCUACAGGGCGGGCUGGUAUGAUGAGGAGGCCCGUGAGCGCCAGGCAGCUCAGUGCCCCCAGCACCCUGGGGAGGCACUGCGCUUCCUGUGCCAACCCUGCUCCCAGCUGCUGUGCCGAGAGUGUCGCCUGGACCCCCACCUGGACCACCCCUGCCUGCCCCUGGCUGAGGCUGUGCAGGCCCGGAGGCCAGGCCUAGAAGAGCUGCUGGCAGGCGUGGACAGCAAUCUGGCUGAACUGGAGGCGGCACGGAGAGUAGAGAAGGAAACCCUGGUCCAGCUGCGGGAGCAGGCGGCCCAGGUAGGGACACACGUGGAGGAAGUGACUGAGAGGGUCCUCCGGGAUCUCCUGGCCCAGAAACAGGAGGUGCUGGGGCUGCUGCGGGCCCAUGUGGAGGCUGUAGAGAAGGCUGUUCGGGAGAGGCUGGUGGAGCUUGAGGGCCGUGAACAGGUGGCCAAGGAGGCGGCUGCCUUUGCCCGCCGUGUGCUCAGCCUGGGUCGAGAGGCUGAGAUCCUCUCUCUGGAGGGGGCAAUUGCCCAGAGGCUCCGGCAGCUGCAAGGCUCUGGCCAUUGGACGUCUGGGCAAGCCCCCUUUGUGCAGCCCCAGCUAGAGCUCCACCCUGGGCUCCUGGACAGGGAUUGCCGCCUGCUUUGGCUCUCCUUUGAGGAGCAGCAGCCACAGAUUGACAGUGGAAAGGAUGGAACUGGUGCCCGAGGGGACAUUGAGACACAGAGGCAAACAGAGUGUGUGGCCAAGGCAGAGGGACAGAGCAGAGUCCAGCCUCAGGGCAGGGAUGGAGCACAGACUCUGAAAGAGGACAAACCACAGACACCCCAAGAAGGUGGAACCCAGACCCCAGAAGAGGAUAGAGCCCAGACACCCCAAGGUGAAGGAGGAGCUCAGAACCAGAAGGGUGGCAGAUCUGACAAGAAGAGAAAGUUCAAAGGCAGGUUCAAGUCAAUUUCCCGGGAGCCCAGCCCAGCACCUGGGCCAAUCCUGGAAGGCUCUGGCCCCCUCCCCAAGCCCAUCUUUUCCUGCAGCUUCCCCACACGGAUGCCUGGAGACAGGUGUUCCCCCAGGAUCACUGGAUUGUGUCCCUUUGGCCCCCGGGAGAUCCUGGUGGCAGAUGAGCAGAACCGGGUGCUGAAACGCUUCUCCCUCAAUGGUGACUACAGGGGCACUGUGCCAGUCCCUGAGGGCUGCUCCCCCUGCAGUGUGGCAGCUCUGCAAGGUGCCGUGGCCUUCUCAGCUGGUGCAAGGCUCUAUCUCAUCAGCCAUGAUGGUGAGGUGCGGUGGCGGCGGGCUUUGAGCCAUUCCCAGGCUAGCCAUGCUGUGGCUGCACUGCCAAGUGGGGACCGCGUGGCUGUCAGUGUAGCAGGCCACGUGGAGGUGUACAACAUGGAAGGUAGCUUGGCCACUCGGUUCAUCCCUGGUGGGAGGGCAAACCGGGGCCUGCGGGCACUGGUAUUCCUGACCACCAGCCCCCAGGGCAAUUUUGUGGGGUCAGAUUGGCAGCAGAAUAGUGUAGUGGUCUGUGAUGGGCUGGGCCAGGUGAUUGGAGAAUACAGGGGGCCAGGCCUGCAUGGCUGCCAGCCAGGCUCUGUGUCUGUGGAUAAGAAGGGCUACAUUUUUCUGACCCUUCGAGAGCUCAAUAAGGUGGUCAUCCUGGACCCAGAGGGGUCACUUCUUGGAGACUUCCUAACGGCCUACCACGGCCUAGAAAAGCCACGGGUGACCACCAUGGUGGAUGGCAGGUACCUGGUCGUAUCCCUCAGUAAUGGGACCAUCCACAUUUUUCGGAUCCGCUCUCCUGACAGCUAAAGGGACCAGGAUUGGGAAGGGGGAAAGGAGAAGGGAUAGUAGGAGGGAGGCAGAGCUGCCUGUGGGAUGUGGCAGCUGAGGAUGUUUUCCUGAAGGGGAGGGUUGAUGACUUUUCAUUGUGAAGUGCCAAACUGCUAACUCCUCUGUGGUGUGCAGGGAUGGGGACCAAGGCUGGUGGUGUGGCCAUGACUGCAGGAGCAGAGGGGAGGGAUGGGAAGGGUACUGGGGACCUCUCAGCCUCUUGUUUUUUGCCAAUGGCUGCCGCUGCUGCUGUAGUUUAGGUUUUUGAGAUGUGUAAACUUGUCCUGAUUCGCAUUCUUCAAAAUCAUUCCUCAUGAAGUAGCUAAGGGAAAGGGUUUUGUUGAGGGGCAGGUGACAAAAGUAGCCCAGGGUGGGUUGGAUGUGCAUUCUGGGAUAGAACUGGGAAUCUGGCUUCCUCAGACUGCACAGCAUCGUGUGGGGUCAGAAGAGGCUUGAGAUUUCAAAUCAGCCCCAAGUGACAUCCAUCCCAGGGAAGCUCCUAGGAUAAGUACUUCCCAGGGAAGUACAGGAUGAGCUUCAGGUGGGAACAGAUGCAGCCAUCAGCUGGGGCCAAGAAGUGUCAGCUUUAGCAGCUGUGAAGGGAAUAGCCCGGGAAAAUCAAACCCUGCAGAGUUGGUGUCUAAGACACCAGGUUCUGAGUAUCAGCCAGGGAAGCCCUCCAUGCCCUCCACAGAGCCAAACUGCAGCAAGACAAGUGUGGGAUGUAAAAUCUCCAUGAUGCCACCCUUCUGUUUUGAUGUCUUUACAUUUCCUGGAGUCUGUUUUUUGUUCUCCUUUAGUUUUUCCUGUGAAAUUCAUUUUGAGAAAUGUUGGCCUUCGCCUGGCUGAAGUAAGAGGUGAAGGCCACGAUUGCUGGGAGAAACAAGUGAAUCCAGAGGGCAGGUGUGGGAUUGGGGGUGCUAAGGAAACUUGAGAAGUCAGCAGUGGGACUGGGGUGGAAGGAAGUAUAAAAACGGGAGGGAAGGACCCAGCUGGAGGUGAGCUGGGACCGCUGGUCCUUUUUGGAGGUGGCUGAGUGGGCUGCAAGGACAUAUUUAGCUAAGGGCUGUUGAGAGAUGAUGGAAGGGGUUCUUAAGGUAGGGAUCAUGGAUGAUGGAGUGUUCAUAGGAACCAGAGAGAUUUUGGACAAGUCCAGAUGGAAUGUGCAGGGUGUAGGGGUAGAGAAAAGAAACUCCCAUCCUGAAGAGGCUCUAUCUUAUAUAUUGAAAUGGUGGGGGAAAUUGUCAAAGUCAGGGUGGACAAAUUAUAUAAAAACUAAAGAUGUAUGCCAAGCGAAGAAUAACGAAGAUUUUAAGAAAACCAAGAAGAUGAGAAAACUACGUAGAAUUGAUUCAAUGAGGAAAAGCUAAGUGUCUGAUAUAUGCAGUGACUAUGAGACUAUUUGGUCCAAGAACCUAACAGUCUGUGCGCUCUGGAGGAAAUGCACACAGGCAAGGAUUAGUAAGAUGAAACACCAAAAUAAAAUCACUUGCAUUCGUUAAAAAUAAAUUUUAAAAAUAUAUUGUAGAGAAAUAGACUUCUGGCACUAUAAAAUAAGGCUUCCUGGAGAACAAUUUGGCAAUACUUGACAAGAGGGGGGAGAAAUGAUUGUAAGAAUAUGUUAUCUCACUUUAGGGAAUACGUUCUGGGAAAGAAGAAAUAUUUGCAUAGAGAUAUUUGUGACUGCCCUAUAUUGUACAGUCAUUAACUGGAAACUGCUCAAUUGUGGGGUGAUAGCUGAGUAGAUUGUGGUCCGUUAGAGGAAUGAGCUGUUGCUUUCAUGUAUGAUAAUGACGGAAACUAUUGAGAAGAAAUAGCUAUGUGAUACAAUCAUAAUCCAAAAAAAAAAAAGUGGAAAAUCUGGAAUUACAAUCAUGUAGUAACAACAAGGGUAAAGUUAGUCUGAGUAGUUACCAUGUUGAAAUAGAUUCAGAAUUUGUAAAUAGUCAGUGAUUUGGGAGUUAUUUUGUGCUCUUAUUCUUAUGUGCACAUUUCUACUUCGGUGAUUAUCCAUUACAUAACAUGCUUGAAUAUUUACUUCAAGGCAAUACACAGUGCAAAUGAUAGUGAAGCAUAACUACAGGAUUUAAGAAUGAAUGUGUCAGAACAAAUGAGAUUGUCCUGCAAGAGAAGAGGCACAAAUGAGGGAUGGGGGUCAGCUAGCUUAGUCAGGGCUCUCUGGAAGGGUUUUCAGAGGUCAAGUAGGCUCCUCAAGUGAUUGGAUUAUUAUGGAGUGUCUGAAAGGCAAGGGACAUGUCACAGUUCACCAAGUAACUCGGAUCAACAGGAAAGCAAGUUCUAGAGAACCAGCUAAUAUAGGAUGAGUUGCAGGAGGGCACAGACGGUGCCCGUCUUCACUGCAGCUCUGUCUGUGUGCUAGCAUGUUGACAGCUCAGUAUCUGUGAAGUGAAUUAAUACCUAGAAAGGGAUAAGACAGUGGUAUGACUCUAUAGAGAUUUCCCAACUUAAAUGCCACAUCCUGGCCAACUAAGCUGUCUAAAACCUCAGUGUGUGAGAAUUCUCCGUUAGGGGGCACUGUGGACACAGUCCACCAUAUGCCUCCGGAGGCUGGGCUCCACGGAGAGAUUAUGUCUCUAUUCCUGCUUCUGUGUGUGUGACAAGAAGAGCCAAGAGAUGUGGAUCAUACACCCUCAGGUUGGAACAGCAGCUCUGCAGAGUUGCAUGGGAGCAAUGUGCAUAGGUCUUGGCGGCCGAAAUGUCUCUAGCCAUAUGGCCCACUCACGGGCAAAGCAGGAAUAGAGACCUGAAGUGAAAAGUCAUAUGGCUGCAAUAAGAGACCCACAGGUGCUCCAGAGAUGAGAGAACCAAGUGGCUUCCCCAGAAGCUAUCAGAAUCUUGUGAAGAUGAAGGAAAGUACUAGCUUUUCUUUAUAAAGAGGUAGGAGUAAGAAGGCAUAGGACACUGGCAAAAUGUGACAGAUGGAUGGGAAGGGUAGCAUCAAGCAUGAUUUGGAGGGAAAAUUCUCAAUGCCUUAAUUAAGUUAGGUGGGAAUCGAGAAUCCCAUAGAAAGCACCAAACGCGUGGGGCAGAGGGGUGGUGAAAGUUCUCAACAGGUGCAAAGUAAUCAGGAACAUCACAAAAGAAACAAAAUGCUCCACCCCCACCCCACCUGGGGAUUGUGACAAUUAACUUGAUAAAUUGUUCCUUUUUCUAUUGGGAGCUGCCCAGGCCAUGCACAGACUGGUGAAAGGAGAAUUCCAUUGUGGGAGAGAGGAGGGGAACAGAAAACCUCUUUUAUAUUCUACGUAUCAAAAAAGAGGAAAAGAAAGAGAUUAAGAUAGAAGAGACCUGGGUUGAGUGUUGGCUCUUCCACUAAAUAGCUGUGUAGGCUUGAUGCCUGAAGCACAGUGGUUAUGGCACUAUCCACAUACACCCAGGAUG
Messenger RNA from Otolemur garnettii (small-eared galago), 5794 nucleotides. RefSeq names its product tripartite motif containing 56 (gene TRIM56). Gene Ontology annotation, biological process: innate immune response; positive regulation of DNA-templated transcription. Gene Ontology annotation, cellular component: chromatin; nucleoplasm. The transcript has 2 exons. The record is from RefSeq and is a predicted model, not a curated record. The coding region runs from base 101 to 2371 and encodes 756 amino acids. Gene Ontology annotation, molecular function: zinc ion binding; ubiquitin-protein transferase activity. NCBI's taxonomy places the organism in Eukaryota, Metazoa, Chordata, Mammalia, Primates, Galagidae.